Capsaspora owczarzaki ATCC 30864 is the source of this 633-nucleotide messenger RNA. RefSeq names its product bolA-like protein. The record is from RefSeq and is a predicted model, not a curated record. Bases 62 to 511 code for a protein of 149 amino acids. The transcript has 2 exons. Lineage: Eukaryota; Filasterea; Ministeriida; Capsasporidae.
GUUCCCGUGCAGCAAAACACAAUCAGUGCAACAAUCACGAGAACGACACAUUACACAAACCAUGCUCUCUCGCCUGUCAACUAGCAUUGCGCGCGCUGUGGCGUCCGCUGGCCAAGUCCGCACAUGUAUUACAGCUGGCGCUGCUGCUGCCGCUGCCGGCGCUGCCCCGCUGCACUCGUCGGCCGCGUCGCUGCACGGACACACACAUGGCGGACAGCCGUGCGACGGAGACCACGGGGGCAUGACGGAAGGCGAGGAGCGCAUCUCGAACAUUCUGCUGGACAAGCUCAAGCCGACCGCGCUGGGCGUCAAUGACAUUUCAGGCGGCUGCGGCUCAAUGUACCAGAUUGGCGUCGAGUCGCCAAUGUUCGCGGGCCUCUCGCUUGUUCAGCAACACAGACUCGUCAACGAAAUCCUCAAGGACGAGAUCAAGGGCAUGCACGGAAUGCGCCUCCAGACGCGCACAACCCCUCCGAAGCCCGCCGCCGACGACAAGAGCAAGUCUGCAUAACCAGUAGCUCGAGGUGUUUUGCAAACAGGUCCAAGCACACGAGUGGAUGCAGUGCCAAGCUCGAGGCAUUUUGCAAGAGAUUCAAUAAACGAAUCACAUUUGUCUUGACGCGACACGACGAA